AUGCCCAUGGUGGCCAUUACUAUGACAUUGGCAGUGAGUAUCGUGCUGCAGCAUGAUGUUCGCGGAAACGGUACUCACGACCCAGUCGUCAACGAGAAGAAGCUAAAAGGCUACAAUCCCGUCCUGCGCGACACCACGAACCUCUAUCGAUACACCGCAGAGACCAAAGCGGGUAUCAACGCUGGAUGGAGAGGCUGGCGGCUCCGAGUUGAAGACGCGGGCGUAUGGAUGAUCCACUGCCACAUCCUCCAACACAUGGCGAUGGGAAUGCAAAGCGUGUGGGUGAUGGGUGAUUAUGAGCAGAUUGCCAGGAUACCUCACCCUGACGCUGCUGGCUACUUGCACUAUGGCGGCAAUGCCUACGGCAACGACACGUUUGCUCCAAGCUACGUGCAUCAAUUGGAUGACUGA
Messenger RNA from Saxophila tyrrhenica, 411 nucleotides. RefSeq lists its product as uncharacterized. The transcript has 2 exons. Lineage: Eukaryota; Fungi; Ascomycota; Dothideomycetes; Mycosphaerellales; Extremaceae. Gene Ontology annotation, molecular function: copper ion binding; oxidoreductase activity. The coding region runs from base 1 to 411 and encodes 136 amino acids. The record is from RefSeq and is a predicted model, not a curated record.